Molecule: messenger RNA, 297 nt
Organism: Lepus europaeus (European hare)
Lineage: Eukaryota; Metazoa; Chordata; Mammalia; Lagomorpha; Leporidae
Product: keratin-associated protein 3-1
Exons: 1
Coding region: 1-297 (98 amino acids)
Cellular component (GO): keratin filament
Molecular function (GO): structural molecule activity
Source: RefSeq, a predicted model, not a curated record
AUGGCUUGCUGUGUUGCCCGCUGCUGCAGCGUCCCCACCGGCCCCGCCACCACCAUCUGCUCCUCUGACAAAUGCUGCCGCUGCGGAGUCUGCCUGCCCAGCACCUGCCCCCAUGAGAUCAGCCUCCUUCAGCCCACCUGCUGCGACCCCUGCCCUCCACCCUGCUGUGAGCCUGAAAUCUAUGUGCCAUCCUGCUGGCUGCUGGACUCUCGCCACCCAACUCCCGGGCUCAGUGGCAUCAACCUGACCACCUACGUCCAGCCCGGCUGUGAGAACCCCUGUGAGCCCCGCUGUUAA